Molecule: messenger RNA, 839 nt
Organism: Branchiostoma floridae (Florida lancelet)
Lineage: Eukaryota; Metazoa; Chordata; Leptocardii; Amphioxiformes; Branchiostomatidae
Product: cell wall protein DAN4-like
Exons: 3
Coding region: 57-839 (260 amino acids)
Source: RefSeq, a predicted model, not a curated record
GUCAUACCACCGUAUCGCAGACCGCUGGGCAUCCGUCCACGGCUACAACCUACGGCAUGAAAACGACCACAAGCAGCCAAGGAACUUCAGUCUCAACCACAACGCCUGCAGAAUCUACAUUGGCAGAACAAAGUAGCACCACGCAGAGAACCACCUUCCGUACAGUGCCAGCAACCACUGAGCUAAGCACUGCUACAUCGACUCUUGAUGAGACCACAGUGGCUACUACGACUGCAGAGCAGACAAGCACAAUCGGAUUGUCUUCCGCCGCGUCUUCCACAGAAACAACAGAGCAGAGUACUUUGACCUCAACCUUGGCAGAGACCACAACAACGGAGAGGACUAGUACGUUUGAAUCGUCUGUAGCCACGUCUACAACACCCAGUGCUACAACCACAAUCCUUGGCACGUCGGAAGGUCAUACCACCGUAUCGCAGACCACUGGGCAUCCGUCCACGGCUACAACCUACGGCAUGAAAACGACCACAAGCAGCCAAGGAACUUCAGUCUCAACCACAACGCCUGCAGAAUCUACAUCGGCAGAACAAAGUAGCACCACGCAGAGAACCACCUUCCGUACAGUGCCAGCAACCACUGAGCUAAGCACUGCUACAUCGACUCUUGAUGAGACCACAGUGGCUACUACGACUGCAGAGCAGACAAGCACAAUCGGAUUGUCUUCCGCCGCGUCUUCCACAGAACGGUCAUACCACCGUAUCGCAGACCACUGGGCAUCCGUCCACGGCUACAACCUACGGCAUGAAAACGACCACAAGCAGCCAAGCAACUUCAGUCUCAACCACAACGCCUGCAGAAUCUACAUCGGCAGAACAAAGUAG